Drosophila rhopaloa is the source of this 6072-nucleotide messenger RNA. RefSeq lists its product as uncharacterized. The record is from RefSeq and is a predicted model, not a curated record. Gene Ontology annotation, molecular function: RNA-DNA hybrid ribonuclease activity; nucleic acid binding. NCBI's taxonomy places the organism in Eukaryota, Metazoa, Arthropoda, Insecta, Diptera, Drosophilidae.
AUGGCGACCCCCUGUUCUAUCUACCGCCUUACCCGGGUACCGCGGAUCUCUGCCCGGGCGGACCUUUCUCCUUCUCCGCAGCUCGUGGGACCAAUUAUGGAAACAAUAAAUAAAAAUACAAAUAAGAAAACGGAGACGGGAACUCCACAAAAACCCGGCGCUGCAAAGAUGAACGAUGGUUCCACUGCAAGCACCAGUACUGCACAGAAAGGGCCCCAUCCCAAACUAGGGAUGUCGGGGGACAGAAAGACUGUCGCUAACGCCUCCGCUAUGUGCGCAUCUGCGCCAAAACCAGCGGUAGGCGCAGCAAAGUCGAUCGGGUCACCCGCUGGUGUAAAGAAGUUCACAUACGCAGAGAGACGGACUGCCGCCCAAACCCUGCGCUCGCAUGCCAGAAGCAAUGUCGCCAUGCCUUCGCCCGAAUGGCUAAAGAAGGUAGAGUGGGCAUGGACGGUGUUUCCUAACUAUGGGCAAGAGAAGCCCCAGCAAGAAGGUGCUCAGGCGAAGAGGCAACGCUCCAUAGAGCUGCCCGGUCCGUCGGCGAAGAGAUCGAAGAUCCAGCCGUCGGUCUCCUUUGCCGAGAUUACCAAAGAUCGGGUCCUACUUGGACUUAUAGGCAGGGGAAAUCCGGAGAACAGGAUCCCCAGAAAUAAAUGGAAGGCGGUUGAGUCCAAGCUGUCUCUUAUUUGCCUGCGUAUGGUACGCGAGAAGCCCGGUUCAUCGCCUUGCUGUAUGGACGCGGGCUGGUACCAGGGCAGUGUAAAAGUGGUGGCCUGCGAUAAUCAGCGAUCAGCUGACCUAUACAAACAGGCGGUAGUACAGCUCGGAGCAGUUUACGAAGGGGCGAACAUAGUCGCACUAGAUUGGUGUGACGUCCCCAACUGGAAAGUCGUUAAGGUGGAGGAGCACGCAGGUGACGUGAACCAAGCGAUCGUUAUGCUGAAUAAGGAGUCGGUCGCUCCCAUAGAGGCUGCUCGGGAAACGCUCAACUAUGGUUUCAGUGCCAUACAUAUAAAGAUUUACAAAGGGGACUCUAAUUCCUCGGGAAGUCCUGCCGGCAACCCAGCUGAGCAGGUGCUUGCGGAGGAAGUGGAGGCCCCUGGUGUGCCGGAGGACGGCUACUCAACCGACACGUCGCUGAGCAGAGAGAUGCGAGCGCUGGGACCGGCAAUCGAUGAAGUGGACCUGAGCGAUUCGGAGGCCGACGUUACUGUGGUGGAGGUUGCAGCUGGGGAUGUCGCUAAGACUCCUGCAGAUCAACCUACAUCACACAACGGAGACAACACAGCAAUAAGCCUGGAGCUGCAAAGCGGCUCUAUUAGGAUGCUAUCGGCCUACAUGGCUUUUGAAAAGGUAGACCCCCCAGACGCGCUAGUCAGAGGACUGGUACAGGAAUGUGAAGUGCUUAAGCAAGGUUUGGUGAUAGGAUGCGAUGCAAAUGCCCACCAUACUCAGUGGGGCUGCCCUAUCAACAACGACAGAGAAAGACUGAUAGGUCUACACAUUAGAGACAUCAUUGACCCGACGCAGAUAUCGGAGGCGCAACACGCAUACAACAAAGGUAAGUCGACCGAAUCGGCGCUACACUUGGUAGUAAGCAACAUCGAGAAAUCACUCAGUAUACAAGAAUACACCUUGAUCGCCUUCCUUGACAUAGAAGGAGCUUUCAACAACGUGCUUCCCCCGGCAAUAACAGAAUCCCUCACUGAACUAGGGGUUGAGCCACCGCUGGUGGGGCUGAUCCACAAAUUGCUGAUAAGCAGACUGGUCACGGCCACACUAGGGACCUCGACCCAGACUAGAUUAGUGAACAGAGGCACUCCGCAAGGAGGUGUACUAUCACCCCUCUUAUGGAAUAUCGCGGUAAAUAAACUACUGCGGAUUCUUGAAGGAGGAGGCUGUAAAAUAGUGGCAUACGCAGACGAUGUCGCUAUCAUCUUUAAUGGUAAGUAUCCACAAACGUUAUGCGAUCUUAUGGCCGCAAAACUAAAAACACUAUCGGAAUGGACUACAAAGAACGGACUUGGGGUAAAUCCCUCAAAAACGGAACUAGUCCUUUUUACAAAUAGAUACAAAAUCCCAAAACUUAACCCACCCACUUUAAACAACUGUAAUCUCUCUUUUAGCGAGCACGCAAAAUACUUGGGGUUAGUAUUAGAUAAGCUUCUUAAAUGGGGCUUAAACAACUAAGAGAGGACCAAGAAAGCGACCAUUGCACUUUACUCUUGUAAAAAAGCAAUCGGGCUAAGAUGGGGUAUGUCCCCUAAAAACGUCAAUUGGAUAUACACAGCGGUAGUCAAGCCAAUCCUACUAUAUGGAGUGGCUCUGUGGUGGACCGCUUUACACAAACAAUGUAUCUUAACUCCCCUUAACAAAGUACAGCGCAUGGCGACCUUGUGUACUAGUGGAACCCUUCGAACUACCCCAAACGAAGCGCUGAAUGCGAUCUUGAACCUCCAGAGCCUGGACUUAGCAGGCAUGGAACGGGCGAAAUCGGCAGCCAUUCGACUAAGGGAUACGGGGCAAUGGAAAGCCCAACUGUAUGGUCACGCUAAGAUUCUUCAGCAUGACAAAUUGAUCCCGCCAAAAACGGAUCUAUGUAAAACCCGUGAAUACAGUCACACGCCCUUCGAAGCUCUGAUCCCAGGCAGGGAAACCAUUCUUGCAGUAGGAGAACUACCUACAGCAUGGCGGGAAACGAAAGUCGUUUUCAUCCCUAAGGCAGGGAAGGCCACCCAUACUACAGCGAAGGAUUUCAGACCGAUAAGUCUGACAUCAUUCCUGCUAAAAAUCCUAGAAAGACUGAUAGGUCUACACAUUAGAGACAUCAUUGACCCGACGCAGAUAUCAGAGGCGCAACACGCAUACACCAAAGGUAAGUCGACCGAAUCGGCGCUACACUUGGUAGUAAGCAACAUCGAGAAAUCACUCAGUAUACAAGAAUACACCUUGAUCGCCUUCCUUGACAUAGAAGGAGCUUUCAACAACGUGCUUCCCACGGCAAUAACAGAAUCUUUCACUGAACUAGGGGUUGAGCCACCGCUGGUGGGGCUGAUCCACAAAUUGCUGAUAAGCAGACUGGUCACGGCCACACUAGGGACCUCGACCCAGACUAGAUUAGUGAACAGAGGCACUCCGCAAGGAGGUGUACUAACACCCCUCUUAUGGAAUAUCGCGGUAAAUAAACUACUGCGGAUUCUUGAAGGAGGAGGCUGUAAAAUAGUGGCAUACGCAGACGAUGUCGCUAUCAUCUUUAAUGGUAAGUAUCCACAAACGUUAUGCGAUCUUAUCACCGCAAAACUAAAAACACUAUCGGAAUGGACUACAAAGAACGGACUUGGGGUAAAUCCCUCAAAAACGGAACUAGUCCUUUUUACAAAUAGAUACAAAAUCCCAAAACUUAACCCACCCACUUUAAACAACUGUAAUCUCUCUUUUAGCGAGCACGCAAAAUACUUGGGGUUAGUAUUAGAUAAGCGUCUUAAAUGGGGCUUAAACAACCAAGAGAGGACCAAGAAAGCGACCUUUGCACUUUACUCUUGUAAAAAAGCAAUCGGGCUAAGAUGGGGUAUGUCCCCUAAAAACGUCAAUUGGAUAUACACAGCGGUAGUCAAGCCAAUCCUACUAUAUGGAGUGGCUCUGUGGUGGACCGCUUUACACAAACAAUGUAUCUUAACUCCCCUUAACAAAGUACAGCGCAUGGCGACCUUGUGUACUAGUGGAACCCUUCGAACUACCCCAAACGAAGCGCUGAAUGCGAUCUUGAACCUCCAGAGCCUGGACUUAGCAGGCAUGGAACGGGUGAAAUCGGCAGCCAUUCGACUAAGGGAUACGGGGCAAUGGAAAGCCCAACUGUAUGGUCACGCUAAGAUUCUUCAGCAUGACAAAUUGAUCCCGCCAAAAACGGAUCUAUGUAAAACCCGUGAAUACAGUCACACGCCCUUCGAAGCUCUGAUCCCAGGCAGGGAAACCAUUCUUGCAGUAGGAGAACUACCUACAGCAUGGCGGGAAACGAAAGUCGUUUUCAUCCCUAAGGCAGGGAAGGCCACCCAUACUACAGCGAAGGAUUUCAGACCGAUAAGUCUGACAUCAUUCCUGCUAAAAAUCCUAGAAAGACUGAUAGGUCUACACAUUAGAGACAUCAUUGACCCGACGCAGAUAUCAGAGGCGCAACACGCAUACACCAAAGGUAAGUCGACCGAAUCGGCGUUACACUUGGUAGUAAGCAACAUCGAGAAAUCACUCAGUAUACAAGAAUACACCUUGAUCGCCUUCCUUGACAUAGAAGGAGCUUUCAACAACGUGCUUCCCACGGCAAUAACAGAAUCCCUCACUGAACUAGGGGUUGAGCCACCGCUGGUGGGGCUGAUCCACAAAUUGCUGAUAAGCAGACUGGUCACGGCCACACUAGGGACCUCGACCCAGACUAGAUUAGUGAACAGAGGCACUCCGCAAGGAGGUGUACUAUCACCCCUCUUAUGGAAUAUCGCGGUAAAUAAACUACUGCGGAUUCUUGAAGGAGGAGGCUGUAAAAUAGUGGCAUACGCAAACGAUGUCGCUAUCAUCUGCAAUGGUAAGUAUCCACAAUCGUUAUGCGAUCUUAUGACCGCAAAACUAAAAACACUAUCGGAAUGGUCUACAAAGAACGGACUUGGAGUAAAUCCCUCAAAAACGGAACUAGUCCUUUUUACAAAUAGAUACAAAAUCCCAAAACUUAACCCACCCACUUUAAACAACUGUAAUCUCUCUUUUAGCGAGCACGCAAAAUACUUGGGGUUAGUAUUAGAUAAGCGUCUUAAAUGGGGCUUAAACAACCAAGAGAGGACCAAGAAAGCGACCAUUGCACUUUACUCUUGUAAAAAAGCAAUCGGGCUAAGAUGGGGUAUGUCCCCUAAAAACGUCAAUUGGAUAUACACAGCGGUAGUCAAGCCAAUCCUACUAUAUGGAGUGGCUCUGUGGUGGACCGCUUUACACAAACAAUGUAUCUUAACUCCCCUUAACAAAGUACAGCGCAUGGCGACCUUGUGUACUAGUGGAACCCUUCGAACUACCCCAAACGAAGCGCUGAAUGCGAUCUUGAACCUCCAGAGCCUGGACUUAGCAGGCAUGGAACGGGCGAAAUCGGCAGCCAUUCGACUAAGGGAUACGGGGCAAUGGAAAGCCCAACUGUAUGGUCACGCUAAGAUUCUUCAGCAUGACAAAUUGAUCCCGCCAAAAACGGAUCUAUGUAAAACCCGUGAAUACAGUCACACGCCCUUCGAAGCUCUGAUCCCAGGCAGGGAAGUAUGGGAUCGGGGCCGACCGGGCUCUAUAGACGCAAUCUGUUUAUAUACAGGCUCCAAACUAGAAGGACACGUAGGUGGAGGCAUAUACUCCGAGCAAUUAGAGAUCAGGCAGUCAUUCAGACUUCCUGACCACUGCAGUGUCUUCCAAGCGAAAGUGUAUGCUAUAAUGGAAGCACUCGUCUGUUUAAGGGACUUAAACACCCAGAACAGACACAUAAACAUAUAUAGUGAUAGCCAAGCGGCUAUUAAAUCAAUCUACUCGACGAAUACAAACUCCCGAACAAUAGCAGACUGUCGCAAAUCUCUCCACGAGAUGGCUAGUCAGUUUACUGUCAGCCUAAUAUGGGUUCCGGGACACCGGGAUAUCGUAGGCAACUGUAUAGCAGACGAGCUAGCCAGGCAAGGCACCACCAUACCUCUCCUUCCAGGAAAGGAGAAUGUUGGCAUGCCUAUGGCUACUUGCAAGCUAAUUAUUAAAAACCAUUUCAACAAAUUAGCCAACACUCAUUGGCAAAACACACCGCAAUGCCGAAUCUCUCACCAGACAUGGCCUGCAAUAAACAAUAAGAAAACAUCAGAACUACUCAAUUUCAGCCGCACUGAGAGCGGCAUGCUAAUUCGAGUACUCACAGGCCACUGGCUAAAAGCCCCAAAAAAUAAUUUUCGUAGAAGCUGCAGGGAUGAGGAAGAAGAGGAAACGGUGGAACACCUACUCUGUUCAUGCCCAGCCCUAUGCAGGCUUAGACUGAAACACUUAGGAUAUCCUUUCAUAAAUGACCUGACCUGA